This is a messenger RNA of Closterium sp. NIES-65, 4806 nucleotides long. The record is from the annotation of a GenBank genome assembly. NCBI's taxonomy places the organism in Eukaryota, Viridiplantae, Streptophyta, Zygnematophyceae, Desmidiales, Closteriaceae.
AUGGGCGUGGAGCAGCUGAUGGACGCGCUGCUGGGCACCAUGAAGGAGUGGCAUGACACAUGCUUCCCGCGCCCUCGCCGCCCCGACCACGUGUACUACGACCCGUUCCCCUUCCCAGUCCUAGAGGACGAGAUGGAGGUCAAACCCCUCUGGGACGCCCCGGUGGGGAUCCAUACGCGUUUAGAGCCGCUGCUGCUGUCGCAGGACCCGAAGCGCGUGACGGCCCUUCGCAUGCUCGCCUGUAACAACUGCGAGUGGGACCUUGGGAAGCUGCUGCCAGUGGGGCGCUCGUGCGUGAAUCUGCAGUCGCUCUCCGUUGGAGCGCUGCCAGAUCUCGACUUCCAUGGCCACAGCUGUUUGUAUGACGAGAUCUUGACGCAGCCCACGGUCUGGAUUUGGCCGGAGGGUGCUCAGGUGGAACAGAUGAAUCAGCUUAUAACGGGUUGCCCACACCUCCGCUCACUACACUUCCACCUCAAUACCAACGAAUACUUCACCAUAAGGGAAGAGGUCUUUCCCCUCCUCUCCCGUCUCGAACACCUCUCCCUCCCUCUCGCCGACCUCCCACCUAACCUCCUUCCCCACCUCUCCUCCCUCCGCUCCCUCCGUCUCUCCCUCUCCGCGCCCCAGCACCCCCUCCUCCUCUCCGGUCGCCCCUUCCACUCUCUCCCCCUCCUCUCCCUCCUCCACCUCUCCCUCCUCUCUCCCACCUCACUCCUUUCCGAGCCUCUCUCACCGGACCUGUUUGCGGGGCUUGGGCCGAGCCUGCGGUCCUUGACUUUCCUGGUGUAUGCGAAGCCGAAAGGAGCGGGCGGGGGAGGGGAUGGUGGGGAAGGGGGGAUGGGGAGGAGUGAGGACGAGGAGGAGGGCGGAUGGGUGGGGGAUGAGUGGGCGAGGGAGGACGAGGUGGUGGGGUGGUUGCCUGCGUCGCUCUGGUCGCUCACACGCCUGCAGCACCUGAGCACCAACGUGGGAGGCGCGUGGGACUGCACUGGACUCAACACCCUCUUCCCACCCCACGCCUCGCACUCCAUCCCCUCCUCUUCCUUCUUCUACCGCACCAAGCCUGGUCCCACCGAACCUGCAACUAGUCUUACGGAACCUCCCUCUUACCCCGAAUCGGCUCCUUCCUCCGGCUCCCUCCGCCACCUUACUCUCACGGGGACAGCUGGCGUCAUCCCAUUGGCUGUGUGGGGGCGCCUGUGCCCGCAGCUGCUCUCGCUCAAGAUCCAGGGCUCGCCCCACGUGGCUGUGCGGGGGUGGGGGGAGCAGCUGGCGGAGGGUUCUGGGGAGAUGGGCGCGCCGCAUGGCGCAUGUGGUGAGGGGGAGGGCGCAUGUGGCGAGGGGGAGGGCGCAUGCGGUGAGGGGGAGGGCGCAUGCGGUGAGGGGGAGGGCGCAUGCGGUGAGGGGGAGGGCGCAUGCGGUGAGGGGGAGGGCGCAUGCGGUGAGGGGGAGGGCGCAUGUGGUGAGGGGGAGGGCGCAUGUGGUGAGGGGGAGGGCGCAUGUGGUGAGGGGGAGGGCGCAUGCGGUGCAGCAGAGAAGGCAGCUCGGUGCCUCUUCCCUUCCCUCGAGGAGCUUGUGCUGCGCAACGUGACCAGCCAUGCAUCGCAGCAUACAGGGAGAGAGCAGACAGGCCCACAGCAGCAGCAGCAGCAGCAGCAGCAGCAGCAGCAGCAGCAGCAGCAGCAGCAGCAGCAGCAGCAGCAGCAGCAGCAGCAGCAGCAGCAGCAGCAGCAGCAGCAGCAGCAGCAGCAGCAGCAGAGGAGGAGGAGGCAGCAGCAGCAUAGUCUUGAAUUGAUGGGCGUGCUGCCGCGCCUCACCCACCUGGCAAUCGACCACACCCACUCGCUUUCAGACCCCCCCACCCCAACGCACGCCCCCACCAUCCUCCCGCCCCUCCUCCCCAACCUCACCUUCCUCCGCAUCCACUCCCCCCCACCCGACCCCCUCCCCGUGCUGCCGCACCUGCGCACGCUGAUAGUGGGGUCGUACCCUCACUCCUCGCGCUUCCUCUCCUCGCUCUCCCUCUUCCCCGCCCUCACUGCCCUCCGCAUCUUCAACCUAUCCAUGCACAACUACCAGUCCGCCCUCUCCUGCCCUCCCUCACUCAAAUCUCUCCAAAUCUGCUUCUCCCACCUUCCUCUCCUCCCCGACUCCCUCCGCCUCUUCUCCUCCCUCACUCGCCUCGACCUCUUCCAGUGUUCCAAGCCCCUCGCCCUGCCCGCCUGCCUCUCUGCCUUCUCCUCGCUCGCCCACGCGUCCUUUGGCCGCGACUACGACCCUGUGCUGCCCUGCCGCCUCCAGGAGUACCUCCGGGGGAAAACCUGGGAGCGGGAGGAAGCAGGGGAAGGGGGAGCGGAAGGGGAAGGGGGGUGGGAAGGGAAGGGAGAAGGAGAGGGAGAGGGGGAGGAGGAGGGAGAGGGGGAGGAGGAGGGGGAGGAGGAGGAAGGGGUGGGGGAGGUGGAGGUGAGAGGCUCGCCAAAUAAUGCGAACUCCAGAGGCUGCAGCAGGAGAAGCGGCCAUGAGAUGGCAGCUCAGGCCAGCUCCCUUUCGUGCCUCUCAUGGCACCCCGCCUUCUCUCCCUUCUGCGUCCUCCUCUCCUCCCCCACCUCCCACACCUUCUCCCUGCUCCCCUCCUGCCCGCCUCCCCUCACCCUCCCCCAUGCCAUCACCCCCUCCUCCCUCGCCUCCUGCUUCACCCGCCACUAUGAAACCGAAUGGACCUCAGCAUUCCCCCCCAUCUGGUUAGCCUCUCUCCCCUCCUCCUCCUCCCUCGCCCACACCCUCACGCUCUACCCCAACCUCUCUGCGCUCCUCCUCCCCAUAGUCUCCACCGCCACUCACCCCCUCCACCCCUCCCAUGUGCGCUCCCUCCUCUCUGCUGCCGCCGCCCUGCCCGCCCUCACCUCCUUCUCCGUGCUGCUCGAGCCGGGCUUCAGGGGAGAAGGCGACUGGGGGUACGGGCGGGACGAGCUGUGGGAGAUUCCUGAGGAGGAGAGGAAGCGGGAGGUGCGGCAAUGGUGGGGGGAGACGAGCAGGGAGGUGGAGAGCGGGCUGGUGGCGGUGCUGACGGGGUGCCACGGUCUCAAAGAGCUGCGCAUUCAGGGGGAGAACGCCGCCCACCGCCUCAAACUUCCUCCGUCUCUCUUCCUCCUCUGCACGCAUCUCUCCACUCUCUCCCUCCCUCUCUCUCGCCUCCCCACCUCCCUCCUCCUCCUCACUCGCCUCACCUCCCUCUCCCUCGCCCUCCCUGUGGGUUUCAUGCCUCCCCAGUUCGCCCACUCCUCGCCCUUGGCCCGCCUGUCCUCCCUGCGCUCCCUCUCACUCCAUGUCUGUGAGCAUGACAUCAGCUGCAGCGGCGUGUCUGAGGAUGACAGCAGCUGGAGUGGGCUCUCUCAGGACCUGCUGCUGGGCCUGCCGCCAUGCCUCUCCUCCCUCUCCCUGCACCUCCCCACCGCCACCAUGCCCGCCUCCUUCUCCUCCCUCACUGCCCUUACGCUCCUCGCCACCAACCUCUGGAUUCCGGGGCUGGAGGGAAAGGAGGAAGAGGGAGACGGAGGGGUGGGAGAGGAGGAGUGGGAGGGGGAGAGAUGGGAGGACGAGGCAGAGGAGGAGAGUGGUAUGGGCGAGGGAGAUGAGGAUGGUUGGUGUGAUGACCAUGAUCAUGCUGAUCGCUGCCCCAAUCAACUUCACAACUCAGCCGGUGCUUCAAGCAUUCACGACAACACACUGCUGCCUCUCUGCAACCUCACUUCCCUUACUCUCUCCGGCUGCCGCUUUUUCCCGCCGCUCAUUCGACACCUCACUCGCCUCACAUCCCUCUCCCUCGGAUCUAUCAACGCCUAUGAUGAAACCUCCUGCACCCGUUUCUGCUCGCUCCACCACGGUCUCUCUCUCCUCACUCGCCUGCGCGACCUCUCCCUCUGCUGCGACAACUUCUCCCGAGAGCGCCUCCCCCACUUGCCCCGCCUCCGCCGCCUCCACGUGCAGAACUACUGGCGCAACAGUAAGACCGUCGACAUGACCCGGCUGAUGGCUGCUGUGGCGCACUCCUUGGAGCAGCUGCACAUUGUGUUUGACUCGGGCACGUGCGCCCGUCUGUGCAGGAGAGGAAGCACCAUAGAGUUGAGCUUCCGGAAGCUCAAGCUGCUGCACCUGGAGGACUCAACGGACGAUGCUUGGGUGGACAUGUGUCUCUUCCCUGUCCUAGAACACAUGGCACUGCCAUACAAGGCCAGUGUGUUCUGGGAGAUGGAGAGUGGUUUCUCAUCUAACCUGCGCUUCCUGCGACUAGGUGCUGUUAGACUGCCUAAAGAGCUCGGUCACCAAGAGCAUGAGCUGAUGCAGCUCACGGCGCUCACCACUCUCAUUGUGGACGAAGCUGACUUCCGGGAUUUCCUUGCAGCACUCUCCUGCUUCUCCUCCCUGCGCACUCUCCGCCUCUCCAACAUCACCAGAGGCUGCUCUGAACCCUACUUCACCUGCCCGCCUCUCCUCUCCACACUUCAGAUUUGCUUCUCUGACCUGCCCCGCCUCCCCCCCUCACUCGCUCACUUCUCCCGCCUCACCCGCCUCGACCUGCUGCACUGGCGCCGCCUGCACUCUCUCCCGCCCUUCCUCUCGUCCUUCUCGUCGCUGCGCCACUUGAGAGUCACGAGCGAUGGGCCCAAGCCCACACACCCUGCUUGCUUGAGAGGUUUUCUUCAAGGCAGGGACUGGUACGAGCAUUCGCCAUGCGACGGCAUGAAUUGGUAUCGGGUCGAGCAUUUAUUACAUGUCUCCCCCAUAGGGGUGCGCAUCGAGUAA